This is a messenger RNA of Pelodiscus sinensis (Chinese soft-shelled turtle), 2054 nucleotides long. The record is from RefSeq and is a predicted model, not a curated record. NCBI's taxonomy places the organism in Eukaryota, Metazoa, Chordata, Testudines, Trionychidae.
AGGUGGAUGAGUCAUUGUUCUGGGGCGGGGCUGGCGAGUUCAGUAUGCAGGCUGCCCCAAAAAGAGAACAAAACUGCUCUCAAUCACCACAGAAGCAUGGGGACCAAGAUGGAGACUUGUCAGGGACAAUUUCACUUGUUAUGACACAGUGCUGUAAAAGAAUAAAAGACACAGUUCAAAAAUUGGCCUCAGAUCAUAAAGACAUUCACAGCAGCGUUUCUCGAGUUGGAAAAGCCAUUGAUAAGAAUUUUGACUCUGACAUCAGCAGCGUGGGGAUAGAUGGAUGCUGGCAAGCUGACAGCCAGCGAAUUCUCAAUGAGGUGAUGGUAGAACAUUUUUUCCGCCAAGGGAUGCUGGAUGUCGCUGAGGAGCUCUGUCAGGAAUCUGGUCUUUCUAUAGACCAAAGUCAAAAAGAACCAUUUGUGGAGCUAAAUCGAAUAUUGGAAGCAUUAAAAGUUAGAGUUUUGAGACCUGCAUUAGAGUGGGCGGUAUCUAACCGAGAAAUGCUUAUGGCCCAGAAUAGCUCCUUGGAAUUUAAACUACACAGGCUCUACUUCAUUAGUUUACUGAUGGGUGGAACAGCAAAUCAGAGAGAGGCAUUGCAGUAUGCUAAAAACUUUCAGCCAUUUGCUGUAAACCAUCAGAAAGAUAUUCAGGUUUUGAUGGGCAGCCUGGUGUACCUGAGACAAGGUAUAGAAAACUCUCCAUAUGUUCAUCUACUAGAUGCAAACCAGUGGGCAGACAUCUGUGACAUCUUUACGAGGGACGCCUGUGCUCUCCUUGGUCUCUCAGUUGAAUCACCUCUCAGUGUUAGUUUUUCAGCAGGUUGUGUAGCAUUGCCAGCUUUAAUUAAUAUCAAAGCUGUGAUCGAGCAAAGACAGUGCACUGGAGUUUGGAACCAGAAAGAUGAAUUGCCGAUUGAAGUGGACCUUGGUAAAAAGUGCUGGUAUCACUCGAUAUUUGCCUGUCCCAUCCUUCGUCAGCAAACAACAGAUAAUAACCCACCUAUGAAACUGGUCUGUGGUCAUAUAAUAUCAAGAGACGCUCUGAAUAAAAUGUUUAAUGGCAGCAAAUUAAAAUGCCCCUAUUGUCCAAUGGAACAGAGUCCUGGAGAUGCCAAACAGAUAUUUUUCUGAAGAAAUCAUUCAAUAUUCAGUCUGUAAGGGACACUCUGAAUUAUGGGUGCAUUUCAGAAGAAUUGAAAAUACUUGUUCCAUUUUAUGCAGCAGACUGAGGACUUCUGCGUUUGCAUAAGCUAAUGCUACAGAAACUUUGCCAACAUUUAGUGUAUACAUGCAGAGUGGAAAUGCUACAGAAAUAAUAUUACCAUAGAGCUUUACUAUACUCUUGGUCUCCAUAUCUGAUCAAGUUACUACACCAGCAGUUGUCAUUCAAUGCAGGUUUUUGUACUUAAUUAUAUGGUGACUUUUUACUUUUUAAAACAGAAACCGAUCACCUCCUUCCUCCUCAAUAUGUUUAAUAUUCCUCCUGCUAUUCUUCUGUCAUUCUGUUGAUAACUGUCACCUUAGGGAAUGUUUGUGGAAAAAGUUUUAUUUCCUGUAAUGUGUACAUAAUUAAAAGUAAAUACUUCAGAAAACGUUUGAUAAUUGAAUUGUGGUUAUAAAACUUAAUUUUUUUCCUGGGAAAAAAAGCUGUGAUAUAUUCUGAGUUUUCUUUCAAACAUUUUUUCAAUUUUUACAUAGAACUCAAAGUAAGAGUGCAUAUAUAUAAAAUAUAUAAAUAUAUAGCCCUGAAGGGCUAAUUAUUAAAUUCCAUCACUAAUUUAUAAAGAUGGUGAAUGGAUAAAUUACUACUGGAAUGGAGUGGAACAGGCAAUCCUGUUCCUUUUGCUUUCACGAUCAAGAAAUGUUUGUGUAACAGAAUAUUCAAUAAAAUGGAGUUCUAAGUGGAAAUGCUUUUAGUCAAUGACACUUGCUCUUUGGCCUUUGUAGUCAUGUUCUUUGAACUUUGUAUUCAAGAUUAGGCUAUAAAUGUCAGUCAUGUUGCUGUAUAGUUUAAUAGACAUAGUGUGUUAUUUAUAAAUGGUUAUCAAA